This is a messenger RNA of Fulvia fulva, 2670 nucleotides long. Its product is annotated as Nucleoporin NUP82. Gene Ontology annotation, molecular function: protein binding; structural constituent of nuclear pore. Gene Ontology annotation, cellular component: nuclear pore. Gene Ontology annotation, biological process: mRNA export from nucleus; ribosomal small subunit export from nucleus; ribosomal large subunit export from nucleus. The record is from RefSeq and is a predicted model, not a curated record. The coding region runs from base 1 to 2670 and encodes 889 amino acids. The transcript has a single exon. Lineage: Eukaryota; Fungi; Ascomycota; Dothideomycetes; Mycosphaerellales; Mycosphaerellaceae.
AUGGCCAAGAUCCUCGCCCAACAGCCGCGUUGGCUCGACCAUGGCACGCCCGGCUACGACUUCUUCCAACCCAACGAGAGACACAAAUCGGCACAGUCCGACUCGACAGCAGACGCGCCAUUGAGGAGGGUCGCGCAUCGAGGCAGUGAGGUGUUCGUCGCAGUCGGCAACGAGAUCAGGUGGAGCCAUCUCUCGACCUUACAAGAGGCCGGCGGCGGAAGCGCAACAAGACAUGGACGCCAGGCAUCUGGCCAACAGCCUAUCCACAAAGUGCUGAGGACGCCGGCGUCGAGACCCAUCCAGCAGCUCUCUGUCUCCCCCUCUGGACACUUCAUUGCCGUGCUGACAUGGCACACUUGCCACGUCUGCAUUCUUCCACCCACCGAACACCUGCGCUUCCAGGACAGCCAGCCAAUAAAGCUGCGCUCUUACCAAGUCGGUCCGACCGCACACGUACUCGAGCAAGCAUCUCUGGUGAGCGUGCUCUGGCACCCGCUAUCGCCGUCUGGGAACGCGUUGGUGACAGUCACACAAGAUGCCUGUGUCAGAUUGUGGGAGCUGGAUCAAAACAACAGAAGUACCUUCAACGAGCCUGCCCUUGCCGUCGACCUCAAGAAGCUGGCCAACGCAAGCUCGCAGCGCGAAGACUUGAGUGCGAGCAAAUAUGGCACCAACAAAGGCUUCUCGCCUGACGAUCUGGAGAUGGAGCUUGCUUCCAGCUGUUUUGGCGGCCAAGGCAAAGACGAUGAAGACGGCUGGUCAAGUAUGACUCUGUGGGUGGCUAUGACAGAAGGCGACGUCUACGCCCUAUGUCCAUUUCUGCCUUCAAAGUUCAUCGCGCCCGUCACUUUACUUCCAAGUCUAAGCACUAGUGUGGUCGCGAAGCAGAAGGUGUUCGAUCAAGAUCGCCAAGUUUCAGAUUUCGAUCGAUUGGUCGCGAACCAACAGAGUAGCUGGCUUGCCGACCUCGAUCAGCAAGAGCCCACGUCUAUUCCCGGCCACUACGAUGUGGACGUAUACUCCCGGCCGGAUCGUCUCAGUGCCAUACCUAGACUUCAAGGACCAUUCCAGCUUUCGCCAGAUCCUGAUUUGGGAGAGAUUACCGACAUCUUCGCGGUCGCGCCUAAAGUUAACGAAGAGGCUUACUUCGAUGAUGAGGACGAUUACGACACGCUGAGCAGCAACGACGGGUUGAGCAUUGGCAUUGUCUGCCUGGCGAUGAGCAACAACAAAGUGCACAUCUGUUUGAACGUUGAAGGCGUCGAAGCCGAAUGGCUGCCAUCGAAGCGGUCUCGAGCACAGUACAUGAAUGAUCUUGAUGCUACGAAGGCGCUGCUUCUGCUUGAGAGUGCUGAGCUCGCAGCUGAGCAUCAAGGUGGCAAUGCCCUUGCUUGGCCGACGUUCACAGCAUCACCGACAGAUCGAUACGAGGUUUUCACUACGCAACCUGGUGGAGUCUUCAGCUUGUCCUUCCGGCCUUGGGUAACAGCUCUCGAGGACGAACUGUCUGCGCCGCAGCCGGACGGAGAAGGUAUAGGCUUUCGAUUGAAUGUGAUCAUGGAGUCUGCCAGCACGAGCGUUACUGCCGUCAACAAGUCGCGGGUGCCUCUGCGGGAGAUCAACAGGUCUAUAGCCAUCCUCGACCACCUUGACUCAGAGCUAGGCUAUAUCGUCUUGACUCUAGCACAGAGCCAGCCUCUGGCCACUAUCCUGGACCUUCCUGUGGCAACAAGUCACGCGUUACUUCCUGAAGCGCAGGCUACAGCUGGCGCGUUUGCAGCUCAUGUCCCACGCGCGCCGUACCACCCAGACCCGGCCUUCGACAAGCCGAUCGCUUUACCAGAUUACAUCAGCAAAUGGCGACAAGACAGUGCUCGUGGUAUCGGCGGUGACAUCAAGGGGCAGGUGAGAUUCUCGUCGGACACACUGCAGAAGAUCACCAAGGCGCAUCAAGUUCUCAGCCAUGACACGCAUGCACUUGGUCUUGCAGCUGCGGACCUUUACAGACGCUGCGAGUCCAUGAUGGAGGAGAUGAAGUUCCAGAUUGAGCGAGUCAAGGAGUUGUCGAACCGCGUUAAUAGUGUUACCGGUGAGGACGAGUUCCCAGAUCAGUCGACCGCUGGACCAGAACUUGUGCGAGGAGGCAAGGACAAGAUGGAGAAGAGGAUAGAAGACAGGAAGGAGAAGACGGUUGCAAUUCGCGAACGUGUCGAGAAUCUACGCAGGAAGAUGAGGAACGUUGGGGGCAAAGAAAUGUCGGCAAAGGAGAGGGCUUUCGCGGAAGAGGUUGCCAAGCUCGAGAGGACGAUUCUACCGGAGCCUCGAGUACCGACAAGUCCAGGCGCGCUCCUCAAAAUGGAGAACAGCGAGCUUACGAUCCGCACGGAAUCGGAAGAUCUGGAUACGGAAGAGCGAGAUACCAUCGCUGGUCGCUUCAAGGCCGUCGAGGAUGUGUAUAAGCAGCUCACAUCGCAAGCAGCCGAAGUGCAAAACGAGCUCGAGUCGCGGCAAAAGAGCGCGACCGAAUCGCGGCCUACUACGCCCAAUGCCCAUGGCGCGGACUUUAGACAGCAGAAGUUGGCACAGGUCUUUGCGUUGUUGGACAGGGAGACGGCACUGAUUGAGGCUGUUGGCGAGAGAUUGGAGAAGCUACAAGUUGCGAGCAGAUGA